GGGGGAAGGGGUAUAUUAGAGGCAAACCACGUCCCGUCUCUGUUGACCUUGUCGCACCAACACAUUCGAGACUUUCUCAGAAUUGCACGCUCCUCUCUGCUCCUCCAGCAGAGUUCAUCACUGAUCAAGCUUCAGAGCCCCUGGCCUCUAGCCCCUAAUUCUCCUAACCGCCAGUGUGUGGGUGGGAGUGUGGAUGCGAUCCCCGCCUGCACAAACUCAAUUCCUAGACCACCUCCUCCUCCUCGGACUGCACGAGCCACACGUACCAUUCACUCCAUUACACAGCACAGAGCUACAAGAACACAGUCACGAACGCCAAUUUCUCUUAUGAACGACGAACGCAGCCCACCUGCACUGCACACCCAUACUCCACUCUGCUGCAUCCACCCUCCUUACCAGCAUUGCUCUGCACCGUAUCUGGUAUCUGGUUGCUUCGUACCUCUGUUGUCUGCUUGCUCUCCUUUACCAUAACCAUACUACACCAGUAAUAAUCACCCUCAACCAUCUACCAGCCAUGGACUCGAUUCUCCUCGUUCGAGAUCUGCUCAAUGCCACCGAGGGCGCAAAUGGCGAGCCGGUCCACCACAAACCUGGGCCCCAUAUCACCCAUGUGCCUACAGAAUCGAUAUCAAGAGCCGCUCCCUAUAGCGCUCUCAUUCUCUGCAUCAUGUUCGUCGUCAUCUUUGCUGUCCGUCACUGGCUGCUGGAGGCGUUCCUGUUGGAGAAAUACUAUGGAACCAUCUACACCAGCAUGGACGAGACGAAUCGAAGAGGUUUUCUGAACCACCACAUUGCGGUAGCCACGAGGUUGUUAAUUUUCAUCACGGCCGCCUAUCCCUUUAUUGAUGUAGCUUUUGUAAGCGCGUCCCUCCAUUCGCCAUAUGCGGGAUCUAAACAUGUCACCAUGGGCGAUGUUUUGCUUGUUAUUUCUCUGGGCUUGAUAGCCAUGUAUGUGUUUGAACUGUUCUACCGGACCAAGAUUUCUCCUAUUAGUGCUGGACACCAUAUUGGGGUAAUCAUGAUUGGUUCAUUUGCAAUUGCUAUUUCGAUGGAUUUGGAACACCAGCCCGAUGCUACAAUUGAGUUCGUUCUGUGCUUGGUAUGGGGUAAGUAGUCUAAUUACCCCUGAGUACAUCUACAUCCGAACUAACAAUUUCUAGGCGCCUUUGAUAUCAUCUCCGAAUUCUUGCCUCAUUGCGCUAUCAUCCUAUACCGAGUCUACCCCACUCGUCACAACUUUCUCCGCAAGGUAUUCUACAUCGGCAUGGUCAGCACCUUCGCCAGCACAGUCCUCGAGACUAUCCUCACCAUGUGUCUCUUCGGGUCACUCUGGGAUCGUUGGUCAAUUGGUUUCAAAGUCGCCACUCCUAUGCUUCACGUCCUCUUCGCAUCUUGCCAGCUCUGGGGAACCUGGAUUUUCUACAAGAUGAUGAAAAAGCAAGAACGUCUUAUUAAUGAACAAUCUGGGAUGCCAGGUGAUAUGGAGAGAGCUUUAAUGAGAGAGAAGAGCGACGAGACGCAAUCCGUUUCCAAAAAGUCCGCAGAUGUUGUCACCAGGGAAAUUUCCUCCAAUUCUCAGAGUCCUGGUUCAUAGAAUUCUAGGACGAACUCGCAGAUCGAGUUCAAGGAGAGCUCUAGGCGGUGCGACGCCAUGGAAGCUGCUCCUAUGUUUUGGAAUUCCACUUCUUUUUCCUCUUCUUGCAUGUUCUUAUACCAAACCCCCAUUCUUUUUAAUCCAAUUGGGUCUAUAUAACGGUGUUUGCGGACGGGGGCUGCAUGGGGGGAAAUUGUGCAUUUGCAUCGGAGAAAUUGGCGUUCAGUACAUAUGAAAAUCUUGGGUUCUGGACUUUUUUUUCUUUUUUCGUUUCUUUUGAUUUUGUUCCUUUCCUUCUUUCUUGUGUCUACCUUCUUUUUUUUGGUACUAAUGAGGCUCGAGGGAUUCAGUUAUAACGCUACUCGAUAUGAAUAGCCAGACUCGCGGGAACAAGAAACAGUCAGACAGGUUAGCCCC
Messenger RNA from Hymenoscyphus albidus, 2011 nucleotides. The record is from the annotation of a GenBank genome assembly. Lineage: Eukaryota; Fungi; Ascomycota; Leotiomycetes; Helotiales; Helotiaceae.